Molecule: messenger RNA, 591 nt
Organism: Prorocentrum cordatum
Lineage: Eukaryota; Dinophyceae; Prorocentrales; Prorocentraceae
Source: the annotation of a GenBank genome assembly
AUGGACAGUGGCGCUUUUGGGGGGUUUGGGGUCGUUUACGUCACGCACCCGGAAGGGCCUGGCAGAGGCCCGCAUGUGCCCCGGUUCGGCAGCUACAUCAGGGGUCGGCCCAGGCGGGGCAUGCGGGAGACGCCGACCAAGGUUGUUUUUAGGCAUCCCGAGACCUGGGGCUUUGUGCUCGACAGCUGUUGGGCGGUGCACACCUCGUGGCCGCUGCCGCGCCGGGGCCAGGACCCGUCGCUGGAAGAUUCUGCAUUGCCCAUGACGGUGGAGAACAUGCACAGCGAGGCACAGCGGUACAACAGAGGCCAGCAGAUCGACCCAGAGGACCCGGAUCCCGUGGACGACGGCUUCGAGGUCGGCCUCGAAUACCGGGGCGAGGACGACUCGCUGGGCCGGCUGGUGCGCGUGCGCAUGGGCGACCAGGCCCUUCACGCUGCCGUACGCGAUGCUGCGGGCCCUGGCGCGCGGCCACGGGCCCGGGGAGGUGGGCGUCUCGGCCGAGGUCCCUGGCAGCAGCGCGAGGAGGAGUGGGAAGCCGAGGGCGCAGGCGGAUCUGCGGAGAGCGAGCUCGGCGGGGGCACGCCAUAG